UAAACAUACACGAACAAACAUACAUCAUCAAAACACCACAGCAGAACAUGGCAUGCAGUGUGACAAUUGGAAAACUUUCCCUUUUUCAUCUUGCACGAGUCGGUGUCCGAAGUUGUUUGGUAUCACAAAUCAGAUUGAUGUGCACGACUACAGAAGGAAGAAAUAAUUCAAGUAAUGGAAAUUCCACUCAUGAAGAGAAAGAGCAUAUUUACCAGGAUCAUGAGGAAGAAGAAGUAGAAGAAAGAAUAUUGAGAGCUGGAUUGUCAUUUGUACCAGAGUAUGGAUGGACUAAAAAAUCGCUUGCUGAAGCAGCCAUAUUGGAGGGUUAUCCCAGUGUCCUGCAUGGAAUGUUUCCAAGGGGAGGCGGAGACCUUUUACAUUAUUUUGUGAGGCAUUGUAAUAAAGAGUUGGUAGUUAAACUCUGUCGGGAAGCAAAGGAGAGGGAGGAGACAUCAGAAAAGAAAAACACCACUGAAAUUCUGCAAGAUGCAAUAGAAACCAGACUAAGGAUGAUUACACCAUAUAUUGACACAUGGCCUCAGGCAAUGGCACUAACAGCACUACCUGAAAACAUAACUGAACAUUUCAAGAAUCUCGGGCUACUCAUGGAUGAUAUGUGGUUUUAUGCUGGAGACCGCUCCACAACAUUUAGUUGGUAUACCAAAAGGGCUAGUCUAGCAGUGGUCUAUAAAUCAGCAGAGCUGAGUCUAGUUCAGGACCAAUCUUUUGACUUCGAAGAUACAUGGGCUUUCUUGGAUCGAAGGUUGGAAGACGCUGCAACAUUUGGCCAUUUUGGAAUGAUGCUGGGUGAAUUUACUCGUAAUUUUGGUGUCAACGUUACUGCAGCAUUUGAAAUCUCAAGAAAUAUGGCUGGAUUGAACAGCAGAAACAGAUGAUUUCAGAAAGCUUCUAGACUGACAUGUCAUAAUGACAUCAAUACUAUCAGUUACAUCGGCUAAAGCUAGAGGCCUUAAGAUAACCACCAUUGAUUUGUAGUGAGAUGACAAUCAUGCUUCAAAUUACAAGUAUUUUAGGGCUGUGGUACGUGUACAAUGUAGCUACCCAUUGAAUAAACAUACAAGUGCUUAUCAGCCAUGACUGGAGUAUCAGCUUAGGUGAAGUGUAUUUAAACACAAGAUUUCCAUGCUGCGUGUCUCAUACCAUGCUAUUGUAGAGUGUGCAAGGACUGAAUAAAUAAAUAUUUUUUUUCUU
Molecule: messenger RNA, 1212 nt
Organism: Saccoglossus kowalevskii
Lineage: Eukaryota; Metazoa; Hemichordata; Enteropneusta; Harrimaniidae
Product: ubiquinone biosynthesis protein COQ9, mitochondrial-like
Biological process (GO): ubiquinone biosynthetic process
Cellular component (GO): mitochondrial inner membrane
Molecular function (GO): lipid binding
Source: RefSeq, a predicted model, not a curated record